UUUCAGAUAGAGGCUUUACGUGCCAGUAGUCUUCAAGUGCCUGAAGGCACGUCCCUUUUAAUUCUCUUUUUAAUUGAUUUCUCCAUUUCCAUAGCUCUGAGUUUCAGUAUCAUUUACUUCAUCCUCAGACCUCCUCGCAUAUCAGAAAUGUCAGUGGAAGAACUUGAUGCUAAUGAAAAACAAGCUUUUCUGAAUUGGCGCCGGAUGUUUGUGAGGCUAGAGGAAAAUGAAAAGCUUGUGUUGACUCCUUUCGAAAAGAACCUCGACAUCUGGAGACAGCUUUGGCGAGUUCUUGAACGUAGUGAUUUGAUUGUUAUGGUAGUUGAUGCUAGGGAUGUGUUAGUUCCUGCACUGCAAAAACGAGACAUCAUAGCUCGUGCAAAGACAGGAACCGCAAAGACAGUAACUGGAAAUACUACUCUCGAUGUCAAAGCUGAGAGGGCAGAGGGCAGAAGAUGUUCUCACACAUCAGAGAUACAUGCUAAGGCCAAGAAGGGAAUGGGAGCUCAAGGUUUUGAUUUAGUUCCCUUGUUUUCUAUAGCCCUUUUUAUAUUUAGCUCUGAUGUUUGUGUAAGAUUUGAUGAAAAUGUAGACUGUUUGUGGUAAUGAUGUAAGUACAUUUUGGUUUUAUCAAUGAAAUAUAAAUUGAAUAUUA
Brassica napus (rape) is the source of this 655-nucleotide messenger RNA. RefSeq lists its product as uncharacterized. NCBI's taxonomy places the organism in Eukaryota, Viridiplantae, Streptophyta, Magnoliopsida, Brassicales, Brassicaceae. Gene Ontology annotation, cellular component: cytosol. Bases 148 to 606 code for a protein of 152 amino acids. The record is from RefSeq and is a predicted model, not a curated record. The transcript has 3 exons. Gene Ontology annotation, molecular function: GTPase activity.